Messenger RNA from Bombina bombina (fire-bellied toad), 19893 nucleotides. It is a transcript of the gene NEB, whose product is annotated as nebulin. Gene Ontology annotation, molecular function: actin filament binding. Gene Ontology annotation, biological process: cardiac muscle thin filament assembly. Lineage: Eukaryota; Metazoa; Chordata; Amphibia; Anura; Bombinatoridae. Gene Ontology annotation, cellular component: Z disc. The record is from RefSeq and is a predicted model, not a curated record.
CUCUCUGAUUGGCUGGAUUCGGCACAUGAUAAUUUAGGAGCUAAUGCAUUUGCUUUGCUCUCGACCAGGGUUUCUGAGGAGGGAAGAGUUGGAGAGGCUUUGCUGCUAAGGAAAUUAAUUAAAUAUUACUGGUUUGAAGCACAAAAUAGCAGCAGAAACAAUAGUGAUCGCCAGUAAAGGCCCAUGCUGUGCAGAACGCAGUUAAUCUUGUUACCCUAAGUUUGUAGGUGACAGAGUAUUACACUAAAAUGGCAGAUGACGAGGAAUAUGAGGAAUAUGAGUACUACGAAGAGACAAUCAUUGAAGGAGGUGAAACGGUGGAGCCAAAAGAAGAUGUCACAAGGGCACCAGUAACAGAGGCUCCAUCCAGUGAGCCAACCAGAAAGAAGCGGAUAAAAAAAAAAGUGGAUACCUCUAAGUUUAUGACUCCUUACAUAGCCCACAGCAAAAAGAUGCAGGACAUGUUUAGUCAGAAUAAAUAUAAGGAAAAUUAUGAAAAACACAGAGGAGAACCAUAUGCAAUCACCACGGAUACCCCUGAACUUCGCAGAAUCAAAAAAGUCCAAAACCAACUGAGUGAGGUUAAGUACCGUAUGGCUGGUAAUAUCGCCAGAACUGAUUGCCACGUUGAUGAAAAAGCGAGGGACAUUGAACAUGCUAAAAAGGUGUCUCAACAAGUGAGCAAGGUUUUGUAUAAACAGAACUGGGAAGACACUAAAGAAAAGUACUUGCUUCCUCCUGAUGCCCCAGAACUUGUACAAGCUGUGAAGAAUACUGCUAUGUUUAGCAAGAAACUCUACACAGCGGACUGGGAAGAUGACAAGACAACAUUUUUCCCUUAUUCCGAUAGCCCAGAACUGAGAAGAGUUGCCAAAGCUCAAAAAUCUUUAAGCGAUAUAAAUUACAAAAAAGGUAACGCUGAACAAAAGCUGCAAUUCACAUCAUUGGCCGAUCGGCCAGAUAUUGCGAUGGCAAAGAAAGUGUCCCAGCAGCUUAGUGAUAUAAAAUAUCGUGAGGACUAUCGGAAUAAAAUCAAGGGCAAAUGGAGCCAAACUCCUUGCUAUGAAAUUGCAGUUGCAAGAAUGAAUGCUAACAACCUUAGUGAUAGGAAAUACCAAGAAGAUUUUGAGAAUUCAAAAGACCAAAUCUACUUUAUGCAAACCGACACUCCAGAAUACAAAGUUAACAAGAAAGCAAGACUUAACGCCAGCACGGUGAAAUACAAAGAAGAUUAUGAGAAGGCAAAGGGACCCACAGCUUACCAUACUCUUCCUGCCACAGAAAACCCGUUACUACGGCAACUCAGAAAAUCUGGAAAGAACCUCAGUGAUAUUGAAUACAAGCAUGAUUAUGAAAAAGCAAAGGGAACAAGUAUUAACUACUGUGACACACCAAAGUUUCAGAUCGACAAUGUUCUGAAAAACUUCAGCAACCUUAAAUACAAAGACCAUUAUCAAAAGAAUGUACUGGGAAGUUAUGUGGGCAGCUAUGAAGAUCCUUACAUGUUGCACUGUGCCAAAGUCGCUAAUUUAAUAAGUAAUAAAAAUUAUAAAGCUGAUUACGAAGAGGACAAGACAAGCUGUUAUUUUCCACAGACUCUCACCCAAGAAUAUGAAGCCAGCAAAAAACUAGAUCUUUGCAAAGACUAUGUCUACAAAAAACAUCCAGAUAAAAUUAAAUAUACUCAAGUGGCUGACUCUCCAGAAAUGGUCCAAGCGCAAGUCAAUUCCAAGCAGCUCAGUGAUUUGAAUUAUAAAGCAAAACAUGAAAAAGAUAAAUUCAAGUGCUCAAUUCCUGCUGAUUCCCCAUUCAUACUCCAGUCUAGGCUUAAUGCAUACAACCUCAGUGAUAAUUGCUACAAAUAUGACUGGGAUAAAGCCAAAUCCAAGAAGCUGAGUAUUAAAAUUGAUGCAAUUCCACUGGUGGCAGCUAAAGCAAACAGAAUUAAAGCCAGUGAUGUUUCAUAUAAAAAAGAUUAUGAAAAGAAUAAAGGCAAGAUGAUCGGAGCUCUAAGUAUUCAAGAUGAUCCUAAAAUGUUGCUUUCUGCUAAAGCAGCGCACAAUCAGAGUGAUAUUCAAUAUAAGAAGGAUUAUGAAAAGAAUAAGACAAAAUACUCUUCACCUCUGGACAUGAUCCUAGUCACUUUAGCCAAGAAAUCACAGGCCAUUGCCAGCAAUAUAGAUUAUAAACAUCCAAUACAUACUUACUUCUAUCCUCCAGACAGUGUGAGCCUGGAAUUAGCAAAGAAAGCCUAUACUAUUCAGAGUGAUCUUGACUACAAAUCAGACUACAACAGCUGGGUUAAAGGCUGUGGCUGGAUACCAUAUGGAUCUAUAGAUGCUGAAAAGGCUAAGAAGGCAUCAGAUAUCUUCAAUGAGAGACAAUAUCGUCAGCAUCCUGAUACUAUUAAAUUUACAUCUAUUGAAGAUGAUCCUGUUAUGGUCCAAGCAAAGCUCAACCAGAAACUAAGGAGUGAUAUUUUGUACAAAUCAGAAGGAGAAAAGGUCCUUCAUAAAUAUUCCCUGCCUGCAGAUAUUCCAGCUUUCAUUCAAGCCAGAGUAAACGCCUACAAUCUGAGCGAUAACUGCUACAAACAUGACAUGGAGGAACUAAAGUCUAAGGGGUAUGACUUGAAAAGUGAUGCUAUCUCAAUAAAAGUUGCUAAAGCUGCUAGACACGCUGCCAGUGAUGUACAGUAUAAAAAGUCUUACGAGCAACAAAAAGGAAAGAUGGUUGGUUUCCGUAGCUUACAAGAUGAUCCUAAGCUUGUCCACUACAUGCACGUUGCCAAGAUCCAGUCUGAUCGGGAAUAUAGGAAGGAUUAUGAAAAGUCAAAGACUAAGUACAACACUCCAUUAGAUAUGGUGAACGUGGUUGUUGCUAAGAAAGCACAAGACAUUGCUAGUGGUAUUAACUAUAAGCAGCCACAUCAUCAUUAUACAUACUUGCCAGAUGCAAUGAGUGUUGAGUUGUCUAAAAAGAUGAUGGAGAUUCAAAGUGAUAACCUCUACAAGUCAGAUUUGAACUGGUUAAAGGGCACUGGAUGGAUUCCAAUAGGGUCUCUGGAUGUUGAGAAAGCUAAAAAGGCUGGUGACGCUUUGAAUGAAAAGAAGUAUCGUCAGCACCCAGACACUAUUAAGUUUACCAGUGUUGCUGACUCUCCAGUAAUGGUCCAGGCUAAAAUCAAUGCUCAGCAACUAAGUGAUAGACUUUACAAAUCUUCAGGAGAGAAGUUUAUGCACAAAUACAAUUUAACCACAGAUGUACCUCAGUUUAUUCAGGCCAGAUGUAAUGCAGCUAAUAUUAGUGAUAGUUAUUAUAAGCAGGACUGGCUGAAAACCAUAGCAAAAGGACACCAUGUGCUUGGCGAUUCUAUUCCCAUUGUUGCUGCAAAGGCUUCAAGAAAUAUUGCAAGUGAUUACAAAUAUAAAGAGGCUUAUGAAAAAGCUAGAGGGAAGCACGUUGGAUUUAGAAGUCUUCAGGAUGAUCCCAAACUUGUCCAUUUCAUGCAUGUAGCAAAGAUGCAGUCAGAGCGUGAGUACAAGAAGGACUAUGAGAAGACCAAGACCAAGUAUCAUACACCUUUGGAUAUGGUCAGCAUUUCUGCUGCUAAAAAGUCACAGGAGGUGGCUACCAACAUUAGCUAUAAGCAACCAAUCCACCACUAUACAUUCUUACCAGACGCAAUGAGUGUUGAUCUCUCCAGGAAAAGGAUGCAAAUUCAGAGUGAUAAUGUGUACAAAGAAGAUUACAACAGUUGGUUUAAAGGUGUAGGAUGGAUUCCUUUGGGGUCUUUGGAAGUAGAAAAAGUUAAGAAGGCUGGAGAAGCUUUGAGCGAAAAGAAGUACCGCCAGCAACCAGACACCAUCAAAUUCACAAGUGUUGCAGAUUCUAUGGAAAUGAAUCUUGCUACGAGUAACACCAAACAGCUAAGUAAUAUAACAUACAAAGCAGCUGGAGAAAAAGCUAAACACAAGUAUAACCUGAAUGCAGAUGAUCCCAAUUUUAUCCAAGCAAAAGUGAAUGCCUUAAAUAUUAGUGAGUCUGCCUACAGAGCCGACUGGCUCAAACACCUUGCUAAAGGCUAUGACCUGAAGUCAGACGCCAUAUCCGUUAUUGCUGCUAAAGCGUCAAGAAAUAUUGCAAGUGAUUACAAAUACAAACAAGCAUAUGAGAAAGACAAAGGUAAACAAGUGGGCUUCCGUAGUCUGCAAGAUGACCCAAAACUGGUUCACUACAUGCAUGUUGCCAAAAUCCAGUCAGACAGAGAAUAUAAGAAAGACUAUGAGAAAAUCAAGACCAAGUAUCACACUCCCCCUGACAUGUUCAGUGUCACAGCUGCAAAGAAAGCCCAAGAAGUGAGCAGCAAUACACACUACAAGCAACCUAUGCAUCACUAUACACUCCUGCCAGAUGCCAUGCACCUGCAACUGUCCAGGAACCAAAUGCAAAUCCAGAGUGAUAAUUUGUACAAGGCUGAUUUCAAUAACUGGAUGAAAGGAGUUGGCUGGGUUCCAAUUGGCUCUCUGGAUGUUGAAAAAGCAAGGAAAGCUGUAGACAUCAUGAGUGAUCAUAAAUAUCGUCAAAAUCCAGACCAGUGGAAAUUUUCAAUCCCGAAUGAUGCAAUGGAACAGGUGCUUGCAAGAAAUAAUGCAUUAACAAUGAAUAAGAGACUUUAUACUGAUGCCUGGAAUAAGGACAAGACCAAAAUACACGUAAUGCCGGACACCCCAGAGAUCCUGCUAUCUAAAGCAAACCAGCUGAACAUGAGUGAUAAAUUAUACAAGCUUGCUUACGAAGAAGACAAGAAGAAAGGUUAUGACUUGAAACCAGAUGCUAUAUCAGUUAAAGCAGCUCGAGCAUCAAGAGAUAUAGCCAGCGAUUACAAAUAUAAGAAAGCAUAUGAAUUAUCCAGAGGAAAGCACAUUGGAUUCCGUAGUCUACAGGAUGAUCCUAAACUGGUCCACUUCAUGAAUGUGGCAAAGAUGCAGUCGGAUCGGGAAUACAAGAAAGCUUAUGAAAAGUCUAAGACAGUGUUCCAUACCCCAGUUGACAUGUUCAGCGUCACUGCUGCAAAACUUGCUCAGAAUAUUGCUACAAAUACUAACUAUAAAAAGCUCAUCCAUCACUACAGCCUUCUACCUGAUGCCAUGAAUGUUGAACUAUCUAAAAACCGAAUGCAGAUACUGAGUGAUAAUCUUUAUAAAGCAGACUACAAUGAUUUCGUCAAAGGCGUUGGAUGGAUUCCAUAUGGAUCCCAGGAAGCAGAGAAGAACAGGAAAGCAAUGGAUAUUCUCAGUGAGAAGAAAUACCGCCAGCACCCAGAUAAAUUCCAGUUUUCUACUUUGACAGAUUCAAUGGGGAUGGUGUUGGCAAAGAACAAUGCUCAGAUAAUGAAUCGCAAUUUAUAUACUCAAGCUUGGGAAAAAGACAAGACUAAAAUUCAUGUUAUGCCUGACACACCUGAGGUUCUUCUGGCGAAAGCAAAUGCCUUCAACAUAAGUGAGAAAAAAUACAGACAAGCCCUGGAUGAGUCUAAAAUUAAAGGGUACGAUCUCAGAGUCGAUGCCAUCUCCAUCAAAGCUGCAAAGGCCUCUAGAGACAUUGCUAGUGAUUAUAAAUACAAGAAAGCCCAUGAAAUGGACAAGGGUAAGAUGGUUGGAUUCCGCAGCCUGCAGGAUGAUCCAAAACUUGUCCACUUUAUGCAUGUGGCUAAGAUGCAGUCUGACCGGGAGUACAAGAAGGAUUAUGAAAACACAAAGACAAAAUACCACACUCCAGUGACCAUGUUCAGUGUCAUGGCAGCCAAAGAAGCCCAGGCAGUUGCAACCAAUAUAAAUUACAAGCGACUUAUCCAUAAAUACAUCUUGCUGCCUGAUGCAAUGCCGAUACAGCUGGCCAAAAACAUGAACCAAAUUCAAAGUGAUAAUGAAUAUAAGAUCGACUACAAGACAUGGUACAAAGGAAUGGGAUGGAGUCCUUUGGGUUCUUUGGAUGUUGAGAAAUCAAGGAAGGCUUCAGAAAUUAUAAGUGAAAGCAAAUAUCGGCAACACCCAAGUCAGUUCCCAUUUACCAAGCAUAUGGACUCCAUGGAUCUUGAGCUUGCAAAACAAAAUGCCCAAGUAAUGAACAAGCACCAGUACAUUGAAGCCUGGGAAAAGGAUAAGACACAGAUUCACAUUAUGCCAGACACACCAGAAAUUCUCUUGGCAAAACAAAACAAAGAUGUCUAUAGUCAGAAACAAUACAGGCUUGGUUGGGAAGAAGCCAUCAAGAAAGGUUAUGAUCUCAAAUCAGAUGCUAUUUCAAUCAAAGCAGCCAAAGCUUCUAGAGAUAUUGCAAGUGAUUACAAAUACAAAGCCGCUUAUCGUAAGCAACUAGGUCAUCACGUAGGAUUCCGCAGUCUACAGGAUGAUCCCAAGUCUGUGUGGGCCAUGCAUGUAGCAAAGAUUCAGAGUGAUCGAGAGUAUAAGAAGGAUUAUGAAAAAUGGAGGACCAAGUUCAAUACACCAGUAGAUAUGCUGGGAAUUUUGCUGGCCAAAAGAUGCCAGACAUUAGUUAGUGAUAUUGACUACAAACACCAGCUACACAGCUGGACAUGUUUGCCUGAUCAGACAGCCUUUGUAGAAGCACGCAGAGUUAAUGAAAUAACAAGUGACAAUGCUUACAAGGCAGAUUAUAAUGAGUACAUGAAAGGUAUUGGCUGGAUUCCCUUUGGAUCUCAGGAAGCAGAGCAAAAUAAGAAAGCAAUGGAUAUUCUUAGUGAGAAAAAAUACCGCCAGCACCCGGAUAAAUUAAAAUUUACUAGCUUGACUGACUCAAUGGAAAUGGUAUUGGCAAAGAACAAUGCACAGAUAAUGAAUCGUAAACAAUACAAAGAGGCCUGGGAAAAAGAUAAGAGACAGAUUCAUAUCAUGCCGGACACUCCUGAGAUUUUACUAGCAAAGGUCAAUUUAAUCAACACCAGUGAUAAAAUCUAUAAAGCUGGGUAUGAAGAGCUGAAGAAGAAAGGUUAUGAUCUCCCUUCUGAUGCCAUUGCAAUAAAGGCUGCAAGGGCUUCACGAGACAUUGUCAGUGAGUACAAAUACAAAGCUGCUUAUCGCAAACAACUAGGCCAUCAUGUUGGAUUCCGCAGUCUACAAGAUGAUCCCAAGUCUGUGUGGGCCAUGCAUGUAGCGAAGAUUCAGAGUGAUCGAGAGUAUAGGAAGGAUUAUGAAAAAUGGAGGACCAAGUUCAAUACGCCAGUAGAUAUGCUGGGAAUUGUGCUGGCUAAAAAAUGCCAGACAUUGGUCAGUGAUAUUGACUAUAAGAACAUUCUUCACAAAUGGACCUGCCUACCUGACCAAAAUGAUGUAGUGCAGGCCAGAAAGACAUAUGACAUCCAGAGUGAUGUUCAAUAUAAGUCAGACCUUCAGUGGCUUAAAGGUAUUGGGUGGUCUCCUGCUGGUUCCUUGGAUGAUGAGAAGAACAAAAGAGCUUCUGCCAUCCUUAAUGACGCAAAGUAUCGCCAGCACCCAGACACCCUGAAGUUUACAAGUGUUACAGACUCCUUGGAACAGCAGUUAGCCAAAGCAAAUGCAGAAAUAAUGAAUAAGCGCUUGUAUACUGAUGCAUGGAACAAAGAUAAAACUAAACUCCAUAUUAUGCCCGACACCCCUGAAGUUCUGCUUGCAAAGCAAAACAAACUUAACUUUAGUGAGAAAUUAUACAAACAAGCCAUGGAAGAAGACAAGAAGAAGGGAUAUGAUCUACGUGUAGACGCUAUCCAAAUCAAAGCAGCAAAAUCGUCUAGAGAUAUUGCUAGUGAUUAUAAAUACAAAACUGCAUAUCGAAAACAGCUGGGCCACCAUGUUGGAUUCCGUAACCUGCAAGAUGAUCCUAAACUUGUGUGGUGUAUGCACAUAGCUAAGAUCCAGAGUGACAGGGAAUAUAAGAAAGACUUUGAAAAAUGGAGGACCAAAUACAACAGCCCAGUAGAUAUGCUGGGCAUUGUGCUGGCUAAGAAAUGCCAGACUUUAGUCAGUGACAUUGAUUACAGACGACGCCUGCAUCAAUGGACAUGUCUGCCAGACCAGAAUAAUGUUAUUCAUGCUAGAAAAGCCUAUGAACUACAAAGUGAUAAUCUCUACAAGUCUGAUCUUCAGUGGUUAAAGGGUACUGGUUGGGUCCCAAUUGGUUCUCUUGAUGUUGAAAAGACAAAGAGAGCUGGAGACAUCUUAAGUGAAAAAAAGUACCGACAGGCUCCUGACAAACUCAAGUUUACCAGUGUCACUGAUUCCCUAGAAUUGGUACUGGCUAAGAACAAUGCAGAUAUAAUGAACAAGCGCCUAUAUACUGAUGCAUGGAAUAAGGACAAAACCACACUUCAUAUCAUGCCGGAUACACCUGAAAUUACCCUGGCAAGACAGAACAAAAUGAACUAUAGUGAGAGCCUUUAUAAACUUUCACUGGAAGAAUCAAAGAAGAAAGGAUAUGACUUGAGAAUUGAUGCUAUUUCUAUCAAAGCUGCCAAGGCUUCAAGAGACAUUGCCAGUGAUUACAAAUAUAAAACAGGAUAUCGCAAGCAGCUUGGACAUCACAUAGGUUUCCGCAGUCUUCAGGAUGAUCCUAAGUCUGUGUGGGCCAUGCAUUUGGCCAAGAUGCAAAGCACAAGAGAAUAUCACAAAGAUUUUGAAAAGUGGAAGACAAAGUUCAAUAUGCCUGUUGAUAUGUUGGAUAUCCAGCUGGCCAAGAAAUGCCAGAAACUUGUUAGUGAUAUUGAUUAUAAACGCCGCUUGCACCAAUGGACCUGUCUCCCUGAUCAGAAUGAUGUCAUUCAUGCCAGGAAAGCUUACGAGCUACAAAGUGACAAUUUGUACAAAUCUGACCUUCAAUGGCUGAAAGGUAUUGGGUGGGUUCCAAUUGGCUCUCUGGAAGUGGAAAGGAACAAGAGAGCAGCAGAUAUCCUAAGUGACAGUAAAUAUCGUCAGCCUCCUAACACUCUGAAGUUCACAAGUGUGACGGAUUCUUUGGAGUUAACCCUCGCCAAAGCAAAUGCAGAAUUGAUGAACAAGCGCUUGUACACUGAUGCUUGGAACAAAGACAAGACCUCUAUUCAUGUGAUGCCGGACACUCCUGAGAUUGAACUGGCAAAAGCAAAUCGUAUAAAUUUUAGUGAAAAACAAUACAAACUUUCCUUGGAGGAAAGCAAAAAGAAAGGUUAUGAUUUGCGUGUGGAUGCCAUCUCAAUCAAAGCAGCAAAAGCAUCUCGAGACAUAAUCAGUGAUUACAAAUACAAGACUGGAUAUCGCAAGCAGCUAGGGCAUCAUGUUGGAUUUAGAAGCCUCGAGGAUGACCCAAAAUCUGUAUGGGCUAUGCAUAUUGCCAAAAUCCAGAGUGACAGAGAAUACAAGAAGGACUUUGAGAAAUCAAAGACCAAGUACAACAGUCCAGUGGAAAUGUUGUCUGUCUUGUUGGCCAAGAACUGCCAGAAACUUGUUAGUGAUAUUGACUAUCGUCAUCACCUUCACCAAUGGACUUGUCUGCCCGACCAGAAUGACGUCAUCCAAGCCAAGAAAGCCUAUGAUCUUCAAAGUGACGCUGUCUACAAAUCAGAUUUGGAAUGGUUGAAAGGCAUUGGUUGGGUGCCUGUUGGUUCCUUAGAAGUUGAGAAGGCAAAGAAGGCUGGGGAAAUCUUGAGUGAAAAGAGCUAUCGUCAAAAACCUAACACCCUUAAAUUCACCUCAAUUACAGACUCCAUGGAUUUGGUUCUUGCUAAGAAUAAUGCUCUACAAAUGAACCAUCGUUUGUACACAGAAGCCUGGGACAAUGACAAGACAACAAUUCAUGUCAUGCCAGAUACACCUGAAAUUAUGUUAGCUAAAUCCAACUCUGUCAACAUAAGUAAUAAAAUCUACACACAAGGAUGGGAAGACACCAAGAAGAAAGGAUAUGACUUGAGAGUUGAUGCCAUUUCAAUUAAAAGUGCAAAAGCCUCAAGAGACAUCGUUAGUGAUUACAAAUACAAAACUGGAUAUCGCAAGCAGCUAGGGCAUCAUGUUGGAUUUAGAAGCCUCGAGGAUGACCCAAAAUCUGUGUGGGCUAUGCAUAUUGCCAAAAUCCAGAGUGACAGAGAAUACAAGAAGGACUUUGAGAAAUCAAAGACCAAGUACAACAGUCCAGUGGAAAUGUUGUCUGUCUUGUUGGCCAAGAACUGCCAGAAACUUGUUAGUGAUAUUGACUAUCGUCAUCACCUUCACCAAUGGACUUGUCUGCCAGAUCAGAAUGACGUCAUCCAAGCCAAGAAAGCCUAUGAAUUGCAGAGUGAUUGGAUAUAUAAAUCUGACAUGGAAUGGAUUCGUGGUUGUGGUUGGAUGCCAAAUGACUCACUGGAAGUAAACAAAGUAAAGAAGGCACAAGAAAUCAUAAGUGAACGAAGUUACCGUCAAGCUCCAGAUACUCUGAAGUUCACCAGCAUUGUCGAUACUCCAGCUGUUGUCUUGGCCAAAGCCAACGCUUUACAGAUUAGUGAUAGUAUAUACCAUGAUGCCUGGGACAAGGAAAAGGCAAACUUCAGCCUCCCUUCAGACACUCCACAAAUGGUCCAGGCUAAAAUCAAUGCUCUGAACAUUAGCAAUAAAGCAUACCAGCAAGGCUGGGAAGAAGAUAAGAAAAAAGGAUAUGAUCUUAGAGCUGAUGCCAUUACCAUUAAGAGUGCAAAAGCAUCCAGAGACAUUGCUAGUGAUUACAAAUAUAAAACUGGAUACCGCAAGCAGCAAGGGCACCAUGUUGGAUUUAAAAGCCUUCUGGAUGAUCCUAAGUCUGUGUGGGCUAUGCAUGUUGCCAAAAUCCAGAGUGACAGAGAAUAUAAGAAGGACUUUGAAAAGUCAAAGACCAAGUACAACAGUCCAGUGGAAAUGUUGUCUGUCUUGUUGGCCAAAGAAUGCCAGAAACUUGUUAGUGAUAUUGACUAUCGUCAUCACCUUCACCAAUGGACAUGUUUGCCAGACCAAAAUGACGUCAUCCAAGCCAAGAAAGCCUAUGAAUUGCAGAGUGAUGCAAUUUACAAGUCAGAUCUAGAAUGGAUUCGUGGAUGUGGAUGGCUGCCCAAUGACUCAGUGGAAGUAAAGAAAGUGAAGAAUGCUCGACUCUUAAAUGAACGUUUGUACCGUCAGCCUGCCACCUCUCUGAAAUUCACCAGCAUCGUCGACCUGCCAUCUAUUGUGUUGGCUAAAACCAAUGCUGACCAGAUUAGUUUGAGCAAAUAUAAGGAAGCUUGGAGCAAGACAAGCCAUGUCAUGCCUGACACUCCUGAAAUUAUGCUAUCAAGAGCUAAUGCCAUCAAUAUCAGCAAUAAACUCUACCAAGAGGGAUGGGAUAAAAUCAAAAUGAAUUGUGACCUCAGAGCUGAUGCUAUUCCUAUCAAAUCAGCCAGAGCCUCUAGAGAUAUUGCAAGUGAUUAUAAAUACAAAAUAGCACAUGAGAAGCAGAAAGGUCACUACAUUGGAACUCCUUCAGCUAAAGAUAACAAAAUAGCCUGGUGCUUACGUGCCUCUAAACUUCCCAGUAACUUGGAUUAAAUGGCCUUUGAAAAGUCAAAGACUAAGUUGAACCUGCCAGUAGAUAUGGUGUCCAUAGUAUCAGCCAAGCAGUGCCACUUUGUCAGCGAUAUUGAUUAUCGUCAUCAUCUGCACCAAUGGACUUGCCUUCCAGACCAGAAUGACGUCAUCCAGGCUAGGAAAGCUUAUGAUCUACAAAGUGAUGCACUUUACAAAUCUGACUUGGAAUGGCUUCGUGGCGUUGGAUGGAUUCCAACUGAUUCAUAUGAUGUAAAUAAGGUUAAAUAUGCCCAAGACAUCUUGAGUGAGAGGAAAUAUAGAACUAAACCCAACACACUAAGUUUCACUCCAGUCACUGACCGGGUGGAUUACGUUUCAGCCAAGCAAGGCGCCGAUAUCUUGAGUGAUAUUAAAUACCAUGAAGCAUGGAACAACAUAAAGACACAUUACACAACUGUAAAUGAUACUCCUCUGCUAAUAACAGCUCGUGAGGCAGCUAAAAAUGUUAAUAAUAAACUUUACACUGAAGGCUGGGAUAAGAUAAAAGCCACUGGUUAUCUGCUGCCCCAGGAUGCUGUACAAAUUUCACAUGCCAAGAAGAGUGGUAUUGUCCAAAGUGAGCUGAAGUACAAAGCCGAAUACAUCAAACACAAAGGACACUAUCUUGGACUCCCAUCAUUAAAUGAUGACCCUAAACUCCGUUGGUUCAAGCAUGCCAACCUCAUCAUAAACGAUAAGUACCAAAAAGGGUAUCAAACAAAUAAGUCAAAGAUUAACAUUCCCCCUGAUAUGGUAUCAAUUGAAGCUGCAAAACAAGGCCAAAGUCUGGCUAGUGAAAUUGAUUAUCGCCACUAUUUGCACCAAUGGACUUGCCAUCCUGAUCAGAAUGACUGCAUACAAGCUAGAAAAGCUUAUGACUUACAGAGUGAUAGCAUCUACAAAUCUGAUCUGGAAUGGAUUCGCGGCUGUGGAUGGAUUCCUCUUGACUCUGUAGAACACCAGAAAGUAAAGAAAGCUCAGGAACUAAUGAAUGAAAGAGCCUACAAGAAAGAUGCAUGGGACAAUUUUGCCAAAUUUUCUCAUGUUGUGGAUACACCAGAAAUUGAACUUGCCAAGCUCAAUAACAUCAACCAAAGUGAUCUGAAAUACAAAGAAACAUUCAAUAUGGAGAAAGGCCAGUACAUUGGUUCUGCAGAAACUCCUCAAAUCACUCACUCCAGAGAGAUGUCCAAACUUGCUAGUGAGAAAUCAUACAAAGACUCAUGGGAUACCAUGAAAGCACUGGGAUACCAGCUGCCACCAGAUUACUUGCCUCUUGUUGGUGCUAAGCAUGCUAAACUUGUUACAAGUGACCUGAAAUACAAGGAAGCCCAUGAAAAGGAGAAGGGUCACUAUCUAGCUGGAACAAUGAUUACUGACUUCCCAAGUGUUGUCCACUCUUUAGGUUUCCAGAAGAUGAGGAGUAUGUUGAGAUACAAAAAAGUAUAUGAAGACAACAAGACAAAGAUCAAUAUUCCAGGCGAUAUGCUGAACAAUGUACUUGCCAAGAAGUGCCAGCAUAUUCUUAGUGAUAUUGAGUAUCGUCACUAUCUCCACGACUGGACAUGCUUGCCUGAUGAGAGGAAUGUUAUCCAUGCCAGAAAGGCCAAUGAACUCUUAAGUGAUGUGUAUUAUAAGGAUGAUCUCAACUGGCUGAAGGGCAUUGGAUGCUUUGUCUGGGAUACUCCAGAAAUCUUACGUGCCAAGAAUUCCUAUAGUCUCCAAAGCCAACUGAAAUACUCAGCACCUGGAAAAGAGAAUUUCAAGAACUAUACAGUUGUUACGGACACACCUGUGUAUUUAACAGCUGUUCAGAGUGCAAUCAAUGCCAGUGAUAGGAAAUACAAAGAAAGCUACAACAAGGAAAAAGAUAAGUACACAUCUGUACUGGAAACUGUGGAUUACAGCCGCACACAAAACCUAAAGGACCUUUUCAGCAAUAACAUAUACAAACAAGCCUGGGAUAAAGUAAAGGCCACAAGUUACCAGUUACCUUCUGAUACUGUUGCAUUAUCAUUCGCCAAACAGAAUAAGCAUCUUGCCAGCAUGCUUAAGUACCGUGAGGAAUAUGAGAAAUUUAAGGCACUCUACACCUUACCUAGAGGUAUCCAGGAUGAUCCUGCCACAGAAAGAUGUCUUAAAGUUGGAAAGCUCCCUCUAGAUCGUCUCUAUAGAGAAGUGUAUGAGAAGAACAAGUCGAAGAUUCACAUUGCUCCUGAUAUGAUGGAAAUUGUUGGUGCUAGGGAUACUCAGGAUAAAGUCAGUGAAAUUAACUACCGUAAAUAUCUCCAUGAAUGGAUCUGCUUACCUGACAUGCAGAUGAAUGUCCAUGCCCGCAAGGUCAACGACCAGCUAAGUGAUAUUGUAUAUAAAGAUGAUCUUAACUGGCUGAAGGGAAUUGGCUGCUUUGUCUGGGAUACUCCUGAAAUUCUUCAUGCCAAGCAUGCCGAUGAACUUCGUAGUGAUUACAAGUACAAAGCUAAAGCUGAGGAAAUGAAGAAAACAUUCACUUCAGUGAUGGAAACGCCAGUUUAUCUCCAAUCUGUAGCCAGCGGAAAACAGAGCAGUGAUGUUGUAUACCACUCUGACUAUGAACAAAAUGUUAGAGGCAAGGUGUCUUCAACCACAAAGACUGUUGAUUUGGACAGAGCCAGCAAUGCCAACAUAAUACGUAGUGAUUACCUGUAUCGUGAAGCUGGAGUAAAAAACCUUCCUAAAGGGUACAGUCUUUCUAAGGAUACCCCAGCCAUUGUACAAGCUAAAAAAGCCCAAGCAAUUGGCAGUGAUCUAAAAUACAAGGAACUGUAUGAACAUGUGAAGGCCAAAUCUUACACUCUGGGCCCAGACAAUGUCAGCUUUGUUAACAUAAAGAAAGUGAACAACAUCCUUAAUGAGAGACUCUACCGAAAACUGUAUCAUAAGCAGAAGGACAAGAUUCAUACCACACCAGAUACUCCAGAAAUCCGACAGGUUAAGGCCACCCAGGAGGCUAUCAGUGAUCUGAUUUACAAAUCAGACUACUUUAAGAUGCAAGGACAUAAUAUUUCUAUGCCGUACACACCCCAAACCAUACACUGCCGCUAUGUUGGUGAAAUCACAAGUGAUAAUAAAUAUAAGGAAGAUUUACAGUGGAUGAAAGGCUUGGGAUGUUUCUUGUAUGAUACUCCUGACAUGGUGCGAGCCCGGGACCUCCGAAAGCUCUGGUCUAAAUACCUGUACACCAAUACUGCCAAGAAGAUGCUGGAUAACUACAGUGUUGUGAUGGACACUCCAGAAUACAGGACCGUUCAGGAGCUAAAGACACAUUUGAGUGAUGUGGUAUAUAGAGCAGCAGGCAAUAAGCAAAAACAAGUUUACACAAGUGUACUGGAUACUCCAGACUUACUAAGAGCCAAGAAGGGACAAGAAAUUCAAAGUCAGUACUUGUAUGUGGAAGUUGCUUCUAAAGAGAGACCACAUCACCAUGCUGAUGGACAGACGCCAAGCAUUAAGCUUGCCAAGCAUAUGAAAGAUCUCAUUAGUGAGAAAAAAUACAAGGCCCAAUAUGAGAAGAUGAAGCACAAACACACAUCGGUUGCAGAUACACCCAUCAUCUUGCGGGCUAAGAAAGCAUAUCUUAAUGCCAGUGAUCUGCGCUACAAAGAAACAUUUGAACAUGCAAAGGGCAAAUACCACACAGUGAAAGAUGCGCUGGACAUUGUUUACCAUCGCAAGGUCACGGAUGACAUCAGCAAAGUAAAAUACAAAGAAAAGUAUGUGAGCCAGCUGGGUAUUUGGAGAUCCAUCCCUGAUCGUCCUGAAUAUUACCAUCACCGUGCAGUAACUGAUUCAAUUAGUGAUUCUAAGUACAAAGAAGACCUGACAUGGCUGAAGGGCAUUGGUUGCUAUGCAUUUGAUACUCCUGAUUUAGCCCUCGCAGGGCAGAACAAAGCACUUUACAGCAGGUAUAAGUAUCGUGAGUCUUUUGAAAAGAUGAAAUCCAAAUUCCAGUACACCUCUGACACACCGCUGUUUAAUCACUUCAAGUACGCAACUGAGCUGGCGAAUGAGAAAUCAUACAAAGCUGAAUAUGAGAAGGGGAAAACGCAGUACAGCGUUGUUGUGGAUGAUCCUAGACAUCUUCUGGCUAAGAGUGCAAGUGAACAGAUUAGCCAGUGGAAGUAUAAGGAGAACUAUGAAAAACUGAAAGACAAAUAUACUUCAGUUGUGGACACUCCAGAACACCAAAGAACUCAGAAGGCUAGCAAGCAGGGUAGUGAUAUUGUUUACAAAUUGGAAUGGAACAAGGCCAAAGCCAAAGGAUACACCACAAUCCAUGACACACCAAUGUUAAUACACGCCCGCAAGGUCAAAGACAAGACCAGUGAUCUGAAAUACAAAGAGCUGUAUGAGAAGAGCAGAGGGCAUUGUAAUCUUAUACCAGAUGCUGUGCAAAUCAAGACAGCCAAGGAAGCCUACAAGUCCAUAAGCAAUCUGAAUUACAAGAAGAAAUAUGAAGCAAAUAAGGCACAUUGGCUCUGGAUUGCUGACAGACCAGACUUUGUCCAAAAUGCAAAGACAUCUUUGCAGCAGAGUGAUUAUGAAUACAAGCUGGAUAGAGAAUUCCUAAAAGGAUGCAAGCUGUCUGUCACCGAUGACAAAAACACUGUUCUGGCUCUGAAGAAUGCAGAAAUGAAUAGUGAUGUGAAAUAUAAGAAGAAGUACGAAAAAGGAACCUACCAAGGAGAAUUCAAAGUUGUUUCAGAUACACCUCAAAUUCUCCAUGCUAAAUCUGCCAGUGGACUUAUAUCUGAGACCAAGUACAAGGAAGAAGGCAAAAAGAAUCUGCAGCAUGGUUCAUUUACAACUCUCCCUGAAACACGUGAUACAGUUCAUGUCAAAGAAGUGACUAAGAUUGUCAGUGCGAAACAAUACAAAGAAAAGUUCCAGCAGGAGAAAGGAAAGUCCAAUUACUCCAAUAUGCUAGAACCUCCUGAGGUGAAGCAUGCUAUGGAUGUGGCAAAGGCACAAAGUAAUGUGGCUUACAGGAAAGAUGCCAAGGCUGGCCUCAAUUACACCAGUACUGCUGACAGACCUGAUAUUAAGAAGGCCACGCAAGUUGCUAAGUUAGUCAGUGAUGUCCAAUACAGAGCUAAGGCACGAGAAGAAGCCAGCCGAGGUAUCACAAUGCUUGGGCGACCGGACAUUGAGUUGGCUCAGGAAGUAUCCAAACUUACAAGUCAGGUUGAGUAUACCAAAGGAAAGAUGUGGGGACAUGGAGCGGCAUCAUAUGACACUCCUAUCAUGAGACAACUUAAGAAAGCAAAUGAGCUCACUAGUAAUGUGAAAUACAAGGAAAACUUUUCAAAAGACAAAGGGAAAAAGCCCCAGUAUGAUCUCAAGGAGAGCAAGAUAUAUCAAACUCUGAAAGAUGCAAACACUCUUGCUAGUGAGGUUAAAUACAAGGCAGAUAUGAAGAAGAAGAUUCAUCAGCCAGUGACUGACAUGGCCGAAUCACUCAGCAUGUAUCAUAUAACAAGCACAAGCAAGCUGGCCAGUGAUUACCAGUACAAGAAGGAAUUUCAGAAGAGUAAGGGUCACUACCAAGGGGGGCCUGAUACACUUGAACAAGUUCAUCAUAAGGAAGCAACAGAACUGCAAAGCCAAGUGAAAUACAAGGAAAAGUAUGAAAAAGAAAAAGGCAAAGCAAUGUUGGAUUUUGAAACCCCAACAUAUGUAACUGCUAAAGAAUCACAACAUAUGCAAAGUGAGAAAGAAUAUAAGAAGGACUUGGAAGAUUGCAUUAAAGGCAAAAACCUUACUGGUUUGGAAGUUACACCAUCAAUGUUACAUGUCAGAUAUGCUACAAAAAUAGCGAGCGAGAGAGAGUACAGGAAAGAUCUCGAUGACACUAUCAAAGGUAAAGGCUUUACAAUGUUAGAAGAAACUCCUGAAUUCCUACGAGCAAAGAAUGCAACACAUAUUCUAAAUGAGAAAGAAUACAAGAAAGCACUAGAAAUAGAAAUGAAAGGAAGGGGCCUUUCUAUGGGUCUGGAUACUCCAGAUUUCAUGAGAGCUAAGAAUGCUACAGAUAUUGCCAGCCAGGUCAAAUACAAGCACUCUGCAGAGAUGGAAAAGGCCAACUUUACAUCUGUAGUGGAUACACCAGAGAUUAUCCAUGCUCAACAAGUCAAGAACCUCUCCAGUCAGAAAAAAUACAAAGAGGAAGCAGAAAGGACCAGGUCAUAUUACGUUCCUGUGUUAGAUACUCCUGAGAUGCAGCGAGUCCGAGAAAACCAGAAGAAUUUCAGCACACUUCAGUACCAGGGUGAUCAUAAAAUCAGUAAAGGAAAAGUUACAGUGGUAAAAGACACGCCAGAAAUACUGCGUGUUAAAGAAAAUCAAAAGAAUUUCAGCUCGAUAUUGUACAAAGAAGAAAUUGGAUCAGGAACAGCUGUUGGGCACACCCCUGAGAUGGACAGAAUUAAGAAAACGCAAGAUGCCAUUAGCACGAUUAAGUACAAAGACAGUAUUGGAAAAGGAACUCCAAUCUCUGACCUACCUGAAGUCAAACGAGUAAAGGAGACUCAGAAGAACAUUAGCUCGGUUAUGUACAAAGAACAUUUGGGGCAAGGAACCCCAACAUCAGUGACUCCAGAGAUUGAGAGGGUCAAACGCAACCAAGAAAACAUUAGCAUGGUACAGUACAAAGAAAAUAUGGGAAUAGCAACGCCGGUACCUGUAACUCCAGAGAUGGAGAGAGUCAAACGCAACCAAGAAAAUAUUAGCUCGGUGUUAUACAAAGAACAUUUUGGAGUGGGGACCUCUACACCCGUCACUCCUGAGAUGGAGAGAGUAAAACGCAACCAAGAGAAUAUUAGCUCGGUUUUGUACAAAGAAAGUUUGGGAAAAGCGACCCCAGCAUCUGUCACUCCAGAGAUGGAGCGAGUUAAACGCAAUCAAGAAAUUAUUAGCUCGGUUCUAUAUUCUGACAGCUUCCGCAAACAGAUUCAGGGUAAGGCUGCCUUUGUGCUGGAUACUCCAGAAAUGAGACGUGUUCGUGAAACUCAACGGAACAUCUCAGCUGUGAAGUACCAUGAAGAUUUUGAGAGGCAAAAGGGCAGCUUUACACCAGUAGUUACAGACCCCAUUACUGAACGUGUAAAGAAAAACAUGAUUGACUUCAGUGACAUUAACUACCGUGGAAUUCAGAGAAAGGUUGUGGAAAUGGAAAGGAAAAGGAGUGACCAGGAUCAAGAUGUCACAGAUCUCAGAGUGUGGCGUACUAAUCCUGGUUCUGUCUUUGACUAUGACCCGGCAGAAGAUAACAUUCAGUCACGAAGCUUACACAUGCUGUCUGUGCAAGCUCGACGCAGUCGGGAACACUCUCGUUCUGCUAGUGCUUUGAGCCUGAGUGCCGGAGAUGAGGUCUCAGAGGGGGCAGAUCACCAUCAUUCCUAUUAUAGCAAUGGAGGGCUUUUUACCACUAGUACCACAACAACAGUAACAGGCCACAAAGAAAGUGGACAAAUACUUUUUUACCAGGGCUACAAACAGGCAAAAACAACCGAACUACCCCAACAACGGUCCUCUUCUGUAGCUACUCAACUUACAACAGCAUCAUCUGUCCCAUCUCAUCCAUCUACUACUGGAAAAACCUUCAGAGCCAUGUAUGACUACAGAGCAGCUGAUGAUGAUGAAGUAUCCUUCCGAGAUGGUGAUACAAUAUUAAAUGUUCAGACAAUUGAUGAAGGUUGGAUGUAUGGAACUGUACAAAGAACGAGCAAGACUGGCAUGUUACCAGCCAACUAUGUGGAGGCCAUAUAACUAAAGAACUAAAUUAAUAAUGCUUGCUGCUGAAGAGAACAGUGACCGUUCAUUCAUACAACAAAAUAUUCUAAUUAUAUUUGUAGGCAAUUGUUUUAUGUUAUCCUGUCUUGUAGAACUUUUAAAAUCUAUACGUAAUUUAAAGUAGCAAAACUUUCACAGGAUCUCUAAAAAUAUUUAUUUAUACUUAAGAUGAUUGGCCUAUAGCAUUGUGAGAUUUUUGAAUUAUAUAAAAUCAAGAUACAGAUUGAUAAAAUAUUUCUAUUCAUGGACUCACAAUUGAAGAAAACCACAACUAAAGACUAUCUCCCUAUUUGUCAUGCUUGUUUGCUACAGAGACAUGUUUGCCCUAAAAUAAAUAUUAAGAAUACAAACACCAUAGCAAGCUAGAGUAACAAAAUUAAAAAGCCUCUCCUUCCUCUUCUUGCUGAACAAUACGUGCAUGUUUUGUUAUAGGGUUAACUCUGUUCCUCCCUGUAAAUUAGCAACUAAUAAAGCUGGCAUUUCUGCA